Messenger RNA from Xyrauchen texanus (razorback sucker), 1453 nucleotides. RefSeq lists its product as uncharacterized. NCBI's taxonomy places the organism in Eukaryota, Metazoa, Chordata, Actinopteri, Cypriniformes, Catostomidae. Bases 29 to 1375 code for a protein of 448 amino acids. The transcript is spliced from 11 exons. The record is from RefSeq and is a predicted model, not a curated record.
UGAUCUCAUAACAAGACUGAAGGAGAACAUGAAGAGCAGACAAACAUAUGACAAGGUCUUCCAAAGCAUAUGGGGUGCAUCUGGUGGAUGGUCUGUAAUACUUUGCCCACAUGGCAUUGUAUACAGCAUCAAAUUUAAUCUACGUGCUGAAAGUCCCAGGGACUUUGCAGACCUGUUACUCUCCUGGAAGCACUUUCCAAAUGUCUGUGUUUAUGAUUUCGCAAGAGGUUUGGCGACACACACCAAUUUGCGGGUUCCUCAUUCACUGCCUUUCCAGCCUUUUGAGGGCAGACUGUCUGAUCCCACAGAAGAGAAUGUGAAGGCAGCCAGGGAUGGAAAAUUGCUGGUAUCACUGCCAUGGCUACAUGAAAGUGUGCACUGUGGGGAGGAUAAUGCUCAUCCGGUCACUGGAUCAUCUGAGCACUAUGUCUUAUAUGACCGCUUCCAUGAGCAGAAUGCCACAGAUCCAAAGGACAUACUACGCAGGAUCCAACUUGUCCCUGAGCUGAAAGGGUGGUUGAAUAGCCAAGUUGCUGAGCAGUUCUUUGCCAAAAUGCGUAAAAGCAACUACUUCUUCAAUAACAUGACUCCAUCAACCCAUGCAUUUCUUAUGAGAAGUGUUAUCCAUCGUCAUAACACCUCCACAAAUAGAGCACUUCUGGAGAGGCAGUUAAACUCUGGAUGUCGGCUUGAACUUCUAAACACCAUCACCUUGUCUACUUUGGGACAAGCUGUCAUAGCUGAUGCAUCAAAACGACGAAGCACAACUGUGGUGGCUCAGGCAUCUUCAGCAACAAGAUCUCAACUCACUCCAGCCGAGCCAAGGUCAACUGAAAGCAUAGCUGCACAACCACCCACUGAUGAAGCACAAACACAAAAUGUUGGCCCUUCGCACCAUUGUGGGCAGCAUUGUGCAACACUUACUGCCAUCAGCAACCUCAGGCCCUGUAGAACAAUGUGGUCAGCUGGAGGAGAUCAUCCCCUCCAGGAACAGCUGGUCAGCUAUGUUCUGGAUGAGGGUAGGCCUGCCAAUGAAAUUAUGAUUAAGGAUGGCCCUACAUGUUUGACCAGAGAGAACCUGUUAUCUUUAGGUCUAAACAGGGAAAUGGACUCAAUGGUGGGAAAUGCUUGUCUGAGGCUUGUUAAGGAGAUGGUUGAGUUACAGGGGAAAAAGGUCUUUAUUAUGGACCUCCACAUCCCCCCAACAUGGCUCCCACCCUUGAGUUGUGACCCUCUAGGCAGUCUUCCUGUCGACUCCGCCGAGAAAGAUGCACUUAUAUUCCCGCUGUGGACACAAGGCCAUUUUUUGCUAUGUGGCUGUUGCACAAAAGCUCAUGCCUGGGCCAUGGGAAGAACAGUCAGGCCUGGAUGUUGAGGGGCUACCCCUACAACAUUAUGGGAUUGACUGUGGAUUAUUUAUGGUUAUGUAUACCUGGUACAUAACUGUGGAGGC